UACGUCAACUCAAAAUCGAAGUACAUUUCUCCAGGCGUACACUCCUUAUUUUCUGUAUUGCAAUUAACAUUUUUGUACAUAAAUUCUUUAACAUGGUAUGCUUGAAACCACAAAGGCUUGCCGCUGUAACGGAAUAUCCUUAAGGAAUACAACGUAUGGGAUCGAAAUCUACGCUUCUUUCAGCUAAGCUAGCGUUACUGCAUCUUUUAGCAAAACUUGCUAGCUAAGAAGCUAGCGCUAGCACUUAGCUGUCCAUAACCCACCGUCGAGCUAGCUAUGCAUUAGCUCAUUAGCCUAGCUCGCUAACCAGUGACAACUGACAAAGUUGACACACACUUUCAGCCUCAAGACAGCUUUCCAGAAAUCCACACGGCAUCCCUGUCUGCAGUUCCUUGUGCACCUGAACCAUGUGAGGGCCCCUCGGUCCAGUCUGAGGGGAUCCCAGGACUGUUGAAAUUCAACCCCGCUGUGCGGGGCUGGACUCAUCCUGUCUGUGUCUAAGAGAGCAGCCUUCCCAGUAUCCCCCACCCCAUCCACACAUUCCUGUUCUCCUUACUGAGGAGACACGCCAUGAUGUUCAGAGACCAAGUAGGUAUCCUCACAGAUUGGUUCAAAGGCUGGAAUGAGUGUGAACAGACGGUGGCACUGUUGUCCCUCCUGAAGAGGGUGUCCCGCACCCAGGCUCGCUUCCUUCACAUCUGCCUUGAACACUGGCUGGCAGACUGCACCGAGAUCCACAUCCUUGAAGCUGAGGCCAACAAUGCAGCAAUUGUCAGCCAGUGGCAUCAGGAGCCAAAAGAAAAAGUGGUGUCCUUGCUGUUGUCCCAUCUGCCACUGCUGCAGCCACGUAAUAGCGAGGCCAAAUGUGAGUACAUGAAGCUGCUGCAGAAGGUCUUGAGUCACACGAUUGAGAGUAGCCUUUUUGUGGAAGAAAGCAGACAGCUGCUGUCUUACGCACUCAUCCACCCUGCCACCACACUGGAUGACCGCACCUCUCUGGCCAUGUGGCUGAACCACCUGGAGGAGCACCUUUCCAGUGGCUAUGCACCCCGGCCCCCAUCCAGCCCAUACCAUCCACGCCAGGGCUCAGAUGAAUGGCCCAGCUCUGCUGAGGCUCUGGACCCUGGCCAUGCUUGGCACGACAAGUCCCCUUCAUCCAGCACGUCUCCAGCAGGCCAGAAUGGACACAUGCCUUUCCCAGGUGGGAUGUCCUCACCUAUUAACAGCAAUAAUACAGGUCUGGGUGGGCAGAUGCAGCCCAGCCCUCUGAAGAAGCCCAUGUCCAUUAUUCCUUCCAGUCCUCAGGCUUGUGGCUCUGAGUGGGUUAACCAGGAUGACACAGGGGGCCGACAGAACUUCAUUCCAACAGAUCAUGCACCCCUUUCGCCCCAGAGCAGUGUAGCCUCUUCAGGCAGUGAGCAGACAGAAGACCAGGGCUCCGCUCGUAACACCUUCCAGGAGGAUGGCAGUGGCAUGAAAGAUGUUCCUGCAUGGUUGAAGAGUCUCCGCCUUCAUAAAUAUGCAUCACUUUUCUCCCAGAUGACCUACGAAGAGAUGAUGAUUCUCACAGAGCAGCACCUGGAGUCGCAGAACGUCACUAAAGGAGCGCGGCAUAAGAUUGCCUUGAGUAUCCAGAAACUGCGAGAGAGACAAAGUGUACUCAAGUCUUUAGAAAAGGAUAUUUUGGAAGGGGGAAAUCUGCGUAACGCCCUCCAGGAGCUGCAGCAGAUCAUCAUAACACCCAUUAAGGCCUACAGUCCUCCCAGUGCAGCACAGCCUGCAUCAGACACCAAUACCUCCCCUUCGGAAGCCACAAAAACAGGAGCAGACAAAGAGCCGGCCUCAGAGGGCUUCCAGUCCCACAACCCACCUCCCUGUGAUGGAGACUCCUCAGUCACACCCAUCUCAGACGGUGACAUUGCUGGACAGUUCACCCGUGUUAUGGGUAAAGUGUGCACCCAGCUGCUGGUGUCAAGGCCGGAUGAGGAAAAUAUCAGCUGUUACCUUCAGCUAAUUGAGAAGUGUCUGACACAUGAGGCUUUCACAGAAACUCACAAGAAAAGGCUGGUGUCCUGGAAGCAGCAGGUCCUCAAACUGCUCCGCCUGUUUCCUCGGAAAGCUAUGCUGGACAUGCCUGUGUACCGACAGAAAGGCUGGACCUAUGGGUCCAACUCCCUCCCCACAGCAGGUUCUGUGAGUGGAGGUGUAGGGCGACGGGGGCAAAGGCAGUUCCAAAUGACCCCUCGUGGACUCCCAGCUGGGCGCAUGUGUCUUCCGGGUGGGAUCGGCGGAGCGUCUCCACGCCACACUCUCACUAAUCCUGCGUUGGCAGCCCAGGGUAGACAAAACCUGUGGUUUGCCAACCCCGGGGGCAGUAACAGCAUGCCAAGCCAGAGUCGCAGCUCUGUGCAGCGGACCCACUCGCUCCCUGUCCACACUUCCCCACAAACCAUGCUCAUGUUCCAGCAGCAAGAAUGCCAAGUUCCAGGUGCUGACCUGGAGAUCAACCCCACGCUGGAGUCACUGUGCCUCAGUAUGACAGAGCAUGCCUUAGGGGAUGGAACAGAUCGGACAUCAACAAUAUGAGAAGAAGAAGACGAAGACGAAGAAAGGAAAAGAUACACUUCAGUUGAGGCCUGUUCAGUUCCUCAUCACCCAGCACAAAGAUAUACGUAUGCUUCAGAAAACCAGGCAAAGCAGUCACUACAAAAUGACAAAAAAACUGUGUAUAUGUUCUCUAAUAUUUUUGUACUUUAUUAUAUACAACUAAGUUUAUUAAAAAUGGAAUACAGAUGAUUAUUAUAUUGCAGGACAGAGAAAAAGGUUAACUGUGCAAACUGCUCCAUGUCACCUGCAGGACUGUGGCAUGAUAUGCAGAGGCUACGUUUGCCUUGGUGAGAGAAAAACAGUGGAUUGGUGCUGUCUUAAAGGGGCUCUGCCCUAUGAGUUACUCUUCUUUUCCUUCUGCCUUGGAACAAGGCUUUCUAUCCAAAACACACUGACAGCCACAGCACCACAUAAUGUGUAGAUUCAGAAAAAUUUGCAGCCAGAAGUAAGGCACUUUUAUUAAAUUAUCCUUGAUAUUAGGCACUAAACUGUAAUUGGCCAAGGAUAUACUCACUGAGGUUCACUUGUAGACAGGUGUUUAUAUACAAUUCCUAUCCAAAAUAAUUGUUCUUUAAUCAGCGCUGGUCAGGGCUCGUGUUGGUUAAAACUUGGACAGCUUUCCUUGGCUCUUCUUGUCCUCUCGAGAGAACACGUUUUUGUGGCAAAGGCAAGAGAGGGAGGAGAAAAAGGGUUUUUGGAAAAGCUUGUAGAUCAACCACAGGCAUACCUUUUGUCUUGGUGGUGUUCCCAUGAACAAAUAGUCAAAGUAGAAGUGACUGUCCUCCUCUAAACUUCUACAAAGCCAAAGAGAAGGGUUGUGCGAUUGUUAAUUUGAGAAAGAUAUUUGUAGUGAAAUGCAACAGAAUGAUCUAAUUUUUUUUUCUUUUUUUUUUAAAAAGAACAGCGGUUUGAAGAAUUUAUGCCAGCUGCAAUUUGUCUGUUAUUUUAUGCCCUACUACAUAAAUGAUGAUGAAUCUCAUUUUGUGCCGAGGAAUCCCUAGAGGGGUAAGGGCUGGGGAGGUUUGUACCGUGAGAGCUGAUUUGAUAUUGCAUUGAUAAAAGCGAGGAGGGCAGAGUGUUUUCAAUUUACACUCUAAUACCGGGUGAAAAAACUAAAUGAAAACUCAUCUCAACCCUCUGGCCCCCUUAUGAUUGGCUUUGGAAAAUGAAGCCUGAUCUUGCAGUAAAAUGCUCCGAAGCGCAGCGCCUCACCCUCGCAGUGCCCUCUUCCUCAAAUGGCCAACGUGAUGAUUUGAUGAAUCAUACUUUUCAAGGUGCUUGACGAUGUCCAUAUUUUUCUGUUUGUGUCUCGGUGUGUUUCAGUCUCAGAACCCUAACAUUAUCAUGUGGUAUCAGUGUUGAAUCAAAAACUGUCUUAUACAGCCUCUGUCUGUGAAUGUGGCAGAGCCGGAGGUGCAUGUAUGUGUAAUAUGGUCUUAACUUUUUGAUCACUUUUGGUUGCAUCAUAAGGCAGGGAUAACCAUUCACAUAUUAUUUCAGCAGAGCCAUAGGAGGUCUGUCCUAGUAAAGAUGGUUAUUUACAGAUAUCUUUUCCAAUUGUAUUUUUUACUCUCCCUUGAUAUUGAUAACUUAUGCUUAUUUUCUAUAACCGCAUGUUUUGCCACACUAAUACAGCACUGUUGUAGAUAGAGGACAUGGUGGUUGAUGGUGCCCAGUGUCACCAACAGCUAGAAGAGCAGAGAUCUUGCAACUAAUGUUGUAUGUUUAUAUCGCCUAAAUGUCACUGUUUACAUCUCUCUGGGAUAAUGCCCCGUUCAUGUUAUGUGAUGUCAUGAAUAAUCCAUUGUCUCACUAUGUAACACAUUAAAGAACUGAAGCCUUCUCACACAUGAGCUGGCUGGGUAGAGCCUGAAAACAACAACAACAAAAAAAACAAAAGUCCUCUACCCUCCCCCUAAUCUGUGGACUCCAUAUGAGUCUCAGUAGUUGUUUUUUUUUUUUUUUCUUCAAAUGAUACCUGUAUGAGGCAUGUAACACCUGCUUUUCUGGGUCAUGCGGUGACGAGAAAGAAUAGCUCCUCUGGCCUUGUGAUUAAACUGUCAGCUGUCAUGUCCUGAUAAACUGUUCAUGUGGUGCCUGAAAAUGCUCAGCUCCAGCAUCCUCGAUAUGUUUGUUUUAAUAACGAUCUCACGAAGUAUUCUAGUCAUGGUUUUCUUCAGAGCAGGCUCUUGGAUAGAUCUGACUUAGUAAAAGCAUCACACUCAUUGCCCGCAAAAACAAAGGACUUCAGUGAGUUACCAAUGCUGGCUUUAAGACUCAGCUCUUCUUAUUUUUUAACUCUUCACUAUACUGUAUAUCAACUGUGUUAUGUUACAAAUGGCUCAGAUUAACCUUUUCAUGGCCUCUGUUGCUUUGGAAAGCCUGCUUAUUACUGCAAACGGUCACAGAGGUACAAUGCGGCAGAUUUCGACAAGUGUGUUGAUGAUGAUGAUGAUUUUGCAGCAGGGGAUGACGAUGCUUAUCUGAGCCACAAAUGAUGUGAUUAUGAGUAAACUGAACACUAAUAACAGGCCAAGGAAUAUGUUUACUCCAUGUUUACAUUCCAAUGAUGCGUGAAAUGAGUUGGGAAAUGCACUUCAUGAGUUCAGCCUGGUGUAUUUGAACAUACCAAGCAUCCACUAGGAGGUACAGAGCCUGUGUCAUAUGGAGACGUCUACCAAGUGGUCCUGAGAUCAUGUUAAUGUCCCUGCCAGGCUUAGUUAUUGAAUUAAUGCAGCCAGCUGUAGGCUACACUGCACAUCUAUGUCUUGUACAAUUUAUAUUUAAUUCUAAUAACUCCCCUCCCCCUCCCACCCUCCAGACAUUUUCUAAUAUUUUAUGAACCUUUUUGCAUCACAUGCUUACACUCUACUUUUUUACUGUCACUCAUAUGUGUGAAUGGUCUGAAGUGCAACAUCCGUCGGAUCAUUGACAGUCCAAAUAAAGAGGUUCAGUUCUUUUUGCAACUUCA
Messenger RNA from Stegastes partitus (bicolor damselfish), 5578 nucleotides. It is a transcript of the gene samd4b, whose product is annotated as sterile alpha motif domain containing 4B. Gene Ontology annotation, cellular component: P-body. Gene Ontology annotation, biological process: nuclear-transcribed mRNA poly(A) tail shortening; regulation of mRNA stability; negative regulation of translation. The coding region runs from base 571 to 2586 and encodes 671 amino acids. Lineage: Eukaryota; Metazoa; Chordata; Actinopteri; Pomacentridae. Gene Ontology annotation, molecular function: translation repressor activity; protein binding; mRNA binding. The transcript is spliced from 13 exons. The record is from RefSeq and is a predicted model, not a curated record.